AUGAGGAGACCACUGAGUGACGACAGACCUCAGAAUCGCCUGAACCGUCUUAUGCAUGUCUUAAGACGGUUCAUCGAGAGCCGACAGAAAAAGCAUACUCUUCCGCCUGGCCCAGUGCCGCUCCCGCUGAUAGGGAAUGUCUUAUCUAUUGACACUAAGGAACCUUGGUUGACUUAUACCGACUGGCGUGCUGCCUAUGGGGACUUGAUCUUCGUGCAGAUUCUAGACCAGGAAGUGGUCGUGAUCAAUUCUCAGCACAUUGCAGAAGACUUAUUGGACAAGCGUUCUCGGAUUUACUCUGAUCGACCAUACUUAGCCACACUCCAGCCUUAUGGCUGGUCGGUCAACUUUUCGUUCAUAGGUUAUGGUGACGAAUGGCGUCUUUGCCGACGACUCUUCCACCAAAAUUUCCGUCCCGAUUCUGCAGUAAAGUUUCGCCCAAUGCAGAUCAGGCGGGCUUGCGAGUUGGUCGUCAAUCUAAUAGAUGAACCUCAACACUAUCAUUCUCACUUCGCAAUAUUUUCGUCAUCUGUUGCGAUAUCGACUGUAUAUGACUACGAGGCCAGUGCUCGUGAUGAUUCUCUGGUGCAGAUCGUGAUAAAUGCACUGAUUCCGGGCUUGACCUUGUUGACCCCAGAGAGAGCAGCGCUGCUUAAAGCCUUCCCCUUCCUAUUGAAGUUACCUGACUGGUGCUGGGGUUCCUUUAUCAAACGUGAUGCUCGAGCUUCGACAGAGCGCGUCAGCGAAAUGGUCAAUGUGCUGUUUCAAUAUGUGCAGCAGAACAUGGCCAACAGCUCUCAAUUUUCAAUGGUUGCAGAAAAUUUGCAACGGAUGGAGAAAAAAGAUGAGGCAUCCAAACCGACGUUCGAGACUGCUCUGAAGAAAGCAGCUACUACUGCUAUUGUGGCCUCAUACGAGUCAACAACUUCAAGUUUGAUGGUUUUUGCUCUCGCCAUGGUGUUAUAUCCAGAUGUUCAGAGACGCACACAAGCGGAAAUCAACUCAGUGAUUGGAAGAGAUCGGCUACCAACAUUCGAGGACAGACCAUCACUACCCUACAUUGAUGCAGUUCUGCGGGAGACUUUCCGAUGGCAUCCCACUGUACCUCUUGGAGUGCCUCAUUCUGCGUUGAGUGCAGACAUAUCCAAUGGUUACUUCAUUCCACAAGGCGCACUAAUCGUGUACAACACAUGGUGUAUUACACGGGAUGAAACGCGGUACCCCAAAGCAUCUCAUUUUAUACCAGAGAGGUUCAUUGGCGUCGACGGCGUGUUGACCAGUGAUGACCCUGCACAGUAUAUUUAG
Messenger RNA from Suillus clintonianus, 1305 nucleotides. RefSeq names its product cytochrome P450. NCBI's taxonomy places the organism in Eukaryota, Fungi, Basidiomycota, Agaricomycetes, Boletales, Suillaceae. Gene Ontology annotation, molecular function: heme binding; iron ion binding; monooxygenase activity. Bases 1 to 1305 code for a protein of 434 amino acids. The record is from RefSeq and is a predicted model, not a curated record. The transcript has 12 exons.